Molecule: messenger RNA, 585 nt
Organism: Cetraspora pellucida
Lineage: Eukaryota; Fungi; Glomeromycota; Glomeromycetes; Diversisporales; Gigasporaceae
Source: the annotation of a GenBank genome assembly
AUGGGUGUUGAUAUUGCUAAAGCUAUAGAAGAAUGUUUUCGAUCUACAGGGAUCAUUUCAAAAAUAAUAGCAAUUAUGCAUGACAAUGCAUCUGCUAAUGACAAAUUUUUGCAAGAAUUUUCUGAUUCUCUUUUUCAAACUAGUAUCUCAUUUGAUGCUACGCAACAAUCAGUACAGUCAACAAUCGAAAUGUCAAAGCAAAAGUAUCCAACAUUGUCAAUGGCUAUUUCUUUUUACUACUUAUUAAUUGAAAUGCUUAAAAAGGCUAUUGAGAAAAAAGACACACCACAAUGGCUUAUUAAAGAAUGUGAGGCUGCGAUGGCAAACCUUUUAGAUUAUUGUAAGAAAACGAAUAUGUUAGGUCUUGCAGCAGUAAUCUUAGAUUCAUGCCUUAAACUUAACAUAAUUAAUAAAUAUGAAACUGAAUAUGCACCUUUUCAAGACACAACUCAUACAAUUAGAGAGUUAUCUGAAAAGAAUAUAUUGUCAUGCAUUUAUAAAAGGCUGCAUUUUGAACAACGAAGUGAAUUAGAAUCUUAUUUGUUUGUACCAUCUGUUUAUUCAAAUACUAAUAUUUUAGAAUAG